CAUUACAAUCAUUUAUCAAAUAAAUAACAUUUCAAAAGAAAAAGCGAUGGCACCCUCUCGUUUUCUAAACCUUGUUUUAGUCUUUGUGACCGUGGUCUCCAUAUUCUCCACAUUUGCUGAGGCCAAUAGGGGAUUUGGAUGGGGUUGGGGUGGAGGCUCAAACUAUUCAAGCAGUUCAGGUUCAAGCCCGGGCUCAGGAUGGGGUUGGGGCUCUAGCCGGAAUGGCUCAGGAUGGAGUUGGGGUGCUGGCACCAACUAUUCAAGUGGUUCAAGUUCGAGCCCUGGAUCGGGAUGGAGUUGGGGUUGGGGUAUGGGCUCCAACCAUUCAAGUGGUUCAGGUUCAAGCCCUUGGUCCGGCUCUGGUUGGGGUUGGGGUCCUAAGAACACAAACAGCUCAAGAUCUGGCAGCUCCGGUUCAGGCUGGGGAUGGGGAGGUCACUCAAAAGGCUAUAACGCAACCUACAAUGCACCUAGAAAGAUCAUAGUCGGUGGAGACAGAGAGUGGACAUAUGGUUUCAAUUACUCCGACUGGGCUUCUAAGACUGCCCCCUUCUUUCUCAAUGACAUACUUGUGUUCAAAUACAACCCACCAGCACCGUUCACGCACAGCGUCUACUUGUUUUCUAACCCAUCGAGCUACGAAAAGUGCAAUGUGAAGAAAGGAAAGAUGAUAGCAUCACCGAAGCAAGGUGCUGGGAAUGGCUUUGAGCUUGUUCUUACAAAAAUGAGGCCUUACUACAUCUCGUGCGGUGAGCACGACGGUGCUCAUUGCAGCAAUGGCACCAUGAAGUUUACCGUCAUUCCGAUCCUCCCCCGUUGGUAACUUGUUUGGUGUUUAAAGCCAAAUCCAGAGUCAAAAGCAUCAAAGAUUAGGUUUUCAUUUUGUUGUGUCUUCAAAUAACAGAUUACCAUUAUUCACAUUUUGUUGGGAUUUAUUUGUGGUUUUGCUUUGUCUUUUUUUUUUAUGAGAUCACCCUGGUUUAUGUAUCCUACCAUAUUUUCGUGGUAAAAAUUAAUGGCAAGAUUUAAUACUUA
Molecule: messenger RNA, 1035 nt
Organism: Raphanus sativus (radish)
Lineage: Eukaryota; Viridiplantae; Streptophyta; Magnoliopsida; Brassicales; Brassicaceae
Exons: 2
Coding region: 47-823 (258 amino acids)
Molecular function (GO): electron transfer activity
Source: RefSeq, a predicted model, not a curated record